Magnolia sinica is the source of this 5141-nucleotide messenger RNA. RefSeq names its product ABC transporter B family member 6-like. Lineage: Eukaryota; Viridiplantae; Streptophyta; Magnoliopsida; Magnoliales; Magnoliaceae. Gene Ontology annotation, molecular function: ATP hydrolysis activity; ABC-type transporter activity; ATP binding. The record is from RefSeq and is a predicted model, not a curated record. The transcript has 11 exons. Gene Ontology annotation, biological process: transmembrane transport. Gene Ontology annotation, cellular component: membrane. The coding region runs from base 340 to 4560 and encodes 1406 amino acids.
AUGCCUGCCACUGUCGGAUAAACUCUCCUAAAACACCAACAACCAAAAGCUAUUGGCUCUUUGCUUUUCACGCCCCUCUUCCAAAACAAAAACCAAAAAAAUCCCACUUUCUGCUGUCCAAACGCGCCUCCGCUUCUCAAAAAAUCAAAUUCACUCCGCUUCUGACCCUAUCUCCCCCCAAUUCCAUUUCUCACACGCAUCUGUUGUAAGACAAACCUCAGUCUCUCUCUCUCUCUCUCUCUCUCUCUCUCAUUUCUCAGAGAAAUCCAUUUCUCAAGGUUUCCAUGAAUUAGGGUUAGGGUUUAGGGUUUUAGGUCUCUUCCCUCCAUUGCCGGCACAAUGAUGGUCUCUCGCGGCCUCUUCGGGUGGUCCCCGCCGCACAUCCAGCCGUUGACGCCGGUCUCGGAGGUGUCCGAGCCGCCUGAAUCGCCCUCCCCGUACCUCGAUUCGAACGCCGAGCCGGUGAGUUUGGAGGAUGACGGUGGGGGCGGGAUCGAGGAGGUGGAGGAGAUCGAGCCGCCGCCUGCUGCUGUCCCGUUCUCGAGGCUGUUCGCCUGUGCCGACGGGUUUGAUUGGUUUCUGAUGGUUGUUGGGUCGGUUGCUGCCGCGGCCCAUGGGACGGCGCUGGUCGUGUAUUUGCAUUUCUUCGGGAAGGUGUUGGAGUUGCUGAGUAGGAAGGGGUCGGGGGAGGUGUGGGAGGAUGAUAUUUUUCGGGAGUUCACGAAGCAUGCUCUGUACAUUGUUUAUAUAGCGUCAGGUGUUUUUGCUGCUGGAUGGAUAGAGGUCUCAUGCUGGAUUCUUACUGGAGAGAGGCAGACUGCAGUCAUCAGGUCAAAGUAUGUCCAAGUACUGCUAAACCAGGAUAUGAGUUUUUUUGACACAUAUGGGAAUAAUGGGGACAUCGUGAGUCAAGUAUUGAGUGACGUGCUGCUCAUUCAAUCAGCUCUUAGUGAGAAAGUUGGAAAUUAUAUUCAUAAUAUGGCAACAUUUUUUGGUGGUCUUGUCAUUGGACUGAUCAACUCUUGGCAGAUUGCACUUCUGACAUUAGGCACAGGCCCUUUCAUUGUUGCUGCAGGAGGAAUAUCAAACAUAUUUCUGCAUAGGCUUGCUGAAAAUAUUCAAGAUGCAUAUGCUGAAGCUGCGAGCAUUGCUGAGCAGGCAAUCUCUUACAUUAGGACUUUAUAUGCAUUCACAAAUGAGACGUUGGCGAAAUAUUCUUAUGCAACUUCACUUCAAGCAACUCUGAGAUACGGUAUAUUGAUAAGUCUUGUGCAAGGACUUGGACUCGGAUUUACAUAUGGACUUGCGAUAUGUUCUUGUGCUUUGCAACUUUGGGUUGGGAGGUUCCUGGUUUCUCAUGGAAAAGCCAGUGGUGGUGAAAUUUUAACAGCUGUCUUUGCUGUUAUUUUGAGUGGCCUUGGACUGAAUCAAGCAGCAACAAAUUUUUAUUCAUUCGAGCAAGGGAGAAUUGCUGCCUACAGACUGUAUGAGAUGAUAAGCCGCUCGACCUCAACUGUUAAUCAGGAUGGAAGUACCUUGGAUUCGGUGCAAGGAAACAUUGAGUUCCGCAAUGUGUAUUUCAGUUACCUGUCUCGUCCUGAAAUCCCCAUCUUAAGUGGGUUUUACCUAACUGUGCCUGCUAGAAAAACUGUGGCACUUGUUGGCAGGAAUGGCUCAGGAAAAAGUAGUAUAAUUCCUCUCAUGGAACGUUUCUAUGAUCCUACAUUAGGAGAGGUUCUUUUGGAUGGGCAAAAUAUUAAAAGCCUGAAACUAGAAUGGUUAAGAAGCCAAAUAGGACUGGUCACCCAGGAACCUGCCUUGCUAAGUUUGAGCAUUAGGGACAACAUUGCUUAUGGAAGGUCAACUGCUACAUUGGAUCAGAUUGAAGAGGCAGCCAAAAAAGCUCAUGCACAUACAUUUAUCAGCUCACUUGACAAAGGAUAUGAGACACAGGUGGGUAUGGCUGGCUUGGCAUUAACUGAAGAGCUAAAAAUAAAACUCUCAAUUGCUAGGGCAGUGCUUUCAGAUCCAUCUAUACUUCUGCUUGAUGAGGUUACUGGUGGCCUUGACUUCGAAGCAGAAAGGGCUGUUCAGGCGGCUCUGGAUAUCCUUAUGCUGGGACGCUCAACUAUAAUAAUAGCUCGGCGUCUUAGCCUUAUAAGAAAUGCUGAUUAUAUAGCCGUGAUGGAGGAGGGUCAGCUUGUUGAAAUGGGUACACAUGAUGAAUUGCUUACACUGGAUGGCCUCUAUGCAGAACUCCUGAGAUGCGAAGAAGCAGCAAAGCUUCCUAAAAGGAUGCCAAUGAAGAACUAUAGGGAAGCUGCAACUUUCCAAAUUGAAAAAGAUUCUUCAGCAAGCCAAAGCUUCCAAGAGUCAUCAUCUCCUAAGCUGGCCAAAUCACCAUCUCUACAGAGAGUGCCUGGGGGCCAUGGAUUACGGCACCAGGAUGUGAAUGUUAACUCACAAGAAUCACCGAAGACUCAUAGCCCACCUCCUGAGCAAAUGUUUGAAAAUGGGAUGUCCUUGGAUGUGCCAGAAAAAGCACCACCAUCCAUAAAAAGGCAGGAUAGUUUUGAAUCAAGAUUACCUGAAUUACCCAAAAUUGAUGUUCAUCCUGUACAUCGUCAAACGUCCAGCGCUUCAGAUCCUGAGUCACCAAUUUCACCACUCUUGACAUCUGAUCCUAAAAAUGAGCGUUCUCACUCCAAGACUUUUAGUCGACCCCUCAGUCAAUCAGAUGAAUUGCCAAGUACACAAAGGGACUCAAAGGAUUUGCAACAUCAGAAACCUCCUUCCUUUUGGAGGCUUGUGGAGCUCAGUCUUGCAGAGUGGCUUUAUGCUCUUCUGGGGAGCACUGGUGCUGCUAUAUUUGGUUCUUUUAACCCCGUUCUAGCUUACAUCCUUGCGCUGAUAGUGGAAGCAUAUUAUAGACACACUGGUGAUCGCCUACGCGAUGAGGUGGAUAAGUGGUGCUUGAUCAUUGCGUGCAUGGGUAUAGUGACAGUGGUUGCCAAUUUCUUGCAGCACUUCUAUUUUGGUAUAAUGGGGGAGAAAAUGACUGAGCGAGUUAGGAGAAUGAUGUUCUCAGCAAUGUUGCGGAAUGAAGUUGGAUGGUUUGAUGAAGAAGAGAACAGUGCAGACACCUUAUCAAUGCGCUUGGCAAAUGAUGCUACGUUUGUUCGUGCUGCUUUCAGCAACCGACUAUCUAUAUUUAUCCAGGACACCGCAGCUGUUAUUGUGGCUCUUCUUAUUGGGGUGCUGCUGGAAUGGCGAUUGGCACUUGUGGCUUUGGCCACUCUUCCAAUUCUUGUACUUUCUGCUAUUGCACAGAAAAUGUGGCUGGCAGGAUUCUCUAGAGGCAUUCAAGAUAUGCACAGGAAGGCCUCGUUGGUCCUUGAGGAUGCAGUCAGAAACAUCUACACAGUCGUGGCGUUCUGUGCUGGUAACAAGGUAAUGGAACUCUACAGAUUCCAGCUUGAUAGAAUAUUCAAGCAGAGUUUUCUACAUGGAACGGCCAUUGGUUUUGCCUUUGGCCUCUCACAGUUCCUGCUUUUUGCCUGCAAUGCUCUCCUGCUUUGGUACACAGCCAUCGCUGUGAGAGAUCAUUACCUGACUCUCCCAAUGGCUCUCAAAGAAUACGUCGUAUUCUCUUUCGCAACAUUUGCACUGGUGGAACCUUUCGGCCUUGCACCAUACAUCCUCAAACGGCGGAAAUCGCUCACUUCCGUGUUCGAAAUCAUAGACCGUGUCCCCAAGAUAGACCCAGAUGAUACUGAGGGCCUUAAACCACCCAAUGUCUAUGGAAGCCUUGAGCUGAAGAAUGUCGAUUUCUGUUAUCCGACACGUCCUGAAGUGAUGGUAUUAAGUAAUUUCAGCCUUAAAGCCAAUGGUGGACAGACCGUAGCAGUGGUUGGAGUUUCAGGCUCUGGGAAGAGCACGAUAAUCUCAUUGAUAGAGAGAUUCUAUGAUCCAGUUGCUGGCCAAGUCUUAUUGGAUGGUCGAGAUUUGAAGCUGUUUAAUCUGAGAUGGUUGAGGAAUCACCUAGGUCUGGUUCAGCAGGAACCCAUCAUGUUCUCGACUACCGUCAGGGAGAACAUAAUUUAUGCGAGGCAUAACGCGACUGAGGCCGAGAUGAAGGAGGCUGCAAGAAUAGCAAAUGCCCAUCACUUCAUCAGCAGCUUGCCUCAUGGCUAUGACACGCACGUAGGCAUGAGGGGUGUUGAUCUGACACCGGGACAGAAGCAGAGGAUUGUCAUCGCUCGGGUUGUGCUGAAGAAUGCCCCCAUCUUGUUAUUAGAUGAGGCCAGUUCCUCGAUCGAGUCAGAAUCAAGCCGGGUGGUGCAGGAGGCGCUUGAUACGCUGAUCAUGGGAAACAAGACGACCAUACUCAUUGCCCACAGGGCAGCAAUGAUGAGACAUGUAGACAACAUUGUUGUUCUCAAUGGUGGCCGGAUUGUCGAGCAGGGAAGCCAUGAUUCUCUAGUCGCGAUGAAUGGUCUGUACGUCCGGCUGAUGCAGCCUCAUUUUGGCAAGGGCCUUCGGCAACAUCGACUCGUUUAGACAGCAGGAUUUUCUGGCCAAUGUAAUUUAUGGUUUCUUUUGUUCUCUUCACCCAUUUUCCGCUUGUCGGAGACAACGCUAACACCGAAUUGUCUCGAUGAUAUUUGUUGUGGGUGAUUGUAUAAUGAACGGGUGAAGAAGAGAAGGGAUGAGCUUGUGAGUGUUCUUUUGGGUUGGUGGUGGUAGUUAACAUUUGUGCAGAAGUAGGAUUAGAGAUAGGGUUGGGUUUGCCGGGGUGAUGGGGCGGGCCAUUCACUUGGAACAGUGUGUGAUGCAUUCUUUUGGGGGCUGGCAUUCUUGGUGCAGGAUGGCAUUGUCUCCAUGGUAUAUUAAUUUGUUAUAAAAUCGGGAAAAAAAAUGUGUUGUUAUAAUCUAUACUGAGGUUGUGGUUUGAGAAUGGUAGAUGCUGUGAUUCAAUUUUUCUUGCACAGGUGAAGAUUGUGCUCCCUCAUGCUUUCUGUCCUUCUGUUGCAGCUCAGGAAGUAGAACUUGGGAACCAUGACGGUAGCCUUCUACGGUCCACACAUCAGUUGUAAAUUUGCUGAGAAGUUCAUAUGAUUGCGUCUCUUUCCUCAGUCCAA